Molecule: messenger RNA, 1332 nt
Organism: Sodiomyces alkalinus F11
Lineage: Eukaryota; Fungi; Ascomycota; Sordariomycetes; Glomerellales; Plectosphaerellaceae
Product: family 76 glycoside hydrolase
Exons: 2
Coding region: 1-1332 (443 amino acids)
Biological process (GO): fungal-type cell wall biogenesis; carbohydrate catabolic process
Molecular function (GO): mannan endo-1,6-alpha-mannosidase activity
Source: RefSeq, a predicted model, not a curated record
AUGCUCAUCUCCGGCCUCCUUUUAGAUGAUAUCCGACAAGCAGCGAGAACCCUGGCCUACGACCUGAUGCUAUUCUACGAAGGGAACCGGACCGGCAUGAUUCCCGGCAUUUUACCCGGUCCGCCCGACGACGGUCUCGGCGAUUACUAUUGGUGGCAGGGUGGUGCCAUGAUGGGCACCUAUAUCGACUACUGGCAUUACACCCGCGACCCGAGCUACAACGACGUCGUUCAACAGGGCAUGGUCCACCAGGUCGGCCACGACCGUGACUACCAGCCCCGCAACUUCACCGCCUCGCUUGGAAACGACGACCAGGGUUUCUGGGGCAUGAGCGCCAUGCUGGCCGCCGAGACGCGCUUUCCCGAUCCUCCCGAGGACCAGCCGCAGUGGCUCGCGCUAGCCCAGGCCGUCUGGACCACGCAAGCCAGCCCGGAGCGCCACGACGAAUAUUGCAACGGCGGUAUGCGCUGGCAGGUCCCCCUCACAAACCAAGGCUAUAAUUACAAGAAUACCAUCGCGAACGGCUGCUUCUUCAACCUCGGCGCCCGCCUCGCUCGCUAUACUGGAAACGACACGUACCUCGAGUAUGCCGAGAGGACCUGGGACUGGCUCUGGGCCGUGGACUACAUUGACCACGAAAACUGGCGCGUUUACGACGGUGCCCACAUUGAGCAUAACUGCACCGAUUUGAACAAGGCCACCUUUUCCUACAACAUCGCCGUCCUCAUGCAGGGUGCCGCUUUCAUCUAUAACCACACCGAGGACCCGAAGUGGCUCGACCGAACCGAGAGGCUUGCCGAGCGCUGUCUCCGCGAUUUCUUUCCCGAUGGCGUCGCUUACGAAAUCCCCUGCGAGUUCCGCCGUGGCCAAUGCAGCACGGACAUGUUGACCUUCAAAGGCUACGUGCACCGCUGGCUGACCGUCGUCGCCCAGCUCGUCCCUUCGCUCAGCGACACCAUCUUACCCGUUCUACGCACCUCCGCCGAGGCUGCCGUCCGCCAGUGCUCCGGCGGCGAGACCGGUCGCGUGUGCGGAUUCUACUGGAGCUCCGGCGAGUUUGUCGACCCCGCCGUAGACAGCACCACCGGCGCUGGCGAGGCCAUGAACGUCCUCGCCGCCGUCUCGUCGCUCCUUGUCCACGGUGCUGAGCCGCCCGUCACCAACUUGACCGGUGGCACCUCCCGUGGCGACCCGAAUGCUGGCCUGAACAGUGAUAUUUACCGCAAAUAUGAUCCACUCACCACUGCCGACCGCGCCGGCGCCGGCAUCAUUACCUUCCUCGUUCUUGCUGGUGGUCUGGCCACCUGGGGCUGGAUGAGCACUGGCGAUUAA